This is a messenger RNA of Prorocentrum cordatum, 2534 nucleotides long. Lineage: Eukaryota; Dinophyceae; Prorocentrales; Prorocentraceae. The record is from the annotation of a GenBank genome assembly.
AGCCAUGUUGGUUCAAGUUUAGUGUGGUUCAAGGGAGGAAGUUUGAGCAGAUCCGCAUGACGAGCUGCGACCACUGUGUGGUGUCAAGAGUCGGCUGAAAUCGUACGAGCGGCUAGCAGAUGUCGAGCGCCCCUCCCCUUGCCAACAAUGUAUCUCCGAAGGUAAAUCUAUCAAUGGCACGUUUCUGUUAUGAACUUGACGAAGCCGGUUCAUCCAGCGUCGAUGUAUUCAAAUUGUUUGGGCGGCCAGUGGUUGGUUUGUGUGCCCGAGUAUUCAGCAAACGAUGUUUUGCAGCAGCGAUUUUUUUGGACUGCAUAUGCGUGAGCGAGUGCGGGAGGUCCCAUGUGGUUCAGUUGAUUCUGACGAAAAAUGAAAAUGAUUCAUAUGGGAAAGAUGUACGUGUAGGUGACGUCGUCAAAGUCAUCGACGGUAAUGUUGACCCAAGGCUGGCGAAGCCACCUCGAGCAUGCAUCAUUCAUGUAUAUGCGCUGGAAGUUGACGAGCCGUGGAGUGAAACUCUCGGGAUUGGGGACGUGCACUUCCAUCAGUCUGUUUUCCAUGACGACAUUGAUGCUUCCUUCAUGCAUUGCAAGCGUGGUAGUGGUGAGCCGAAGGAAUCAACAUCUAACAAGUUCAAGGACCGUAGCCCCUACGCAAUCUUGCAAUGCCACGCAUCAGUGGCUGAAAGAGUUGCGAUGUACUUCAACGGGGUUUCUCUUUCGUCGUACUCGAAGGACCUUUUAGUAAUGCUGUACGAGGACCACCAAGACGAGGAGGAUGUUUUCAAACUGCGUAGAGCAAAGUAUCUUGGCAAGGAGGAAGUUGAGAGCUUUCUGCGUGGCAUCGUGCAGCGAGUGUAUUUCGUACAGCCGCGCCUGAAAGAAGUCAGCUUCGCCCAAAUUGUGGCGAAGUAUCUGAAGGCGGUUGCUAGUGACAGCAGUCCUGAACGAGUGAACCGAUUCCGCAGACUCAGGUGUUUCCCCCGACUUCACGAAGCUAAGUUGAAAGAAUUGCUCCUUAGAGAAAGCGCUGAGACGCCAAAAGGCUCCCCGACACUCGAGCAGAGCCUAACGAAGCAGAGCCUACCAAACAUAUGUGAUUGCGUUGUGUACGCGGACGGUUUAUAUUGGUUGGGCAUUGAUACAAAGCGCAUGUUGGUUCCAGUGAAGAGUCAAGAAGUUGUUCCAUCUGGUGCCUACUGGAAGCUUCUUGAAAUCAGGGAGCGGUAUCUGAAGGACUCUCUCAACGUGGUGGAGAAGUACGGGCGCCGGAGCCUGGCGAUAGACAUUGGUGCCUCCCCAGGUGGCUGGAGCUACUGUCUAGCCGCAAAUUUUGGCACACGGCUGACUUUUGCAGUGGAUCCAGCUUCGCACAUGCACGAAUUGUUGAAUAAAUACGCAAGUACGCAGGAGGGUGACACAGCGGAUUCAAGUGUCAUAACACACUGGAUGUGUCGCGGGGACGCAGGUCUCGAGCGGCUGGAGAAACAUGUUUCCGAGGAGGGAAGUGGGAGCAAAGUCGCAGUAUUUGUGUGCGAUAUGAACGAUGAUAUGGAGAGGGCGGUGGAGUUGGUCAGGACUUUUGUUUUGAAUGAAUUGUUCGAGAGACCGUGCUUGAUUGUUGUGACAUUCAAGCGGACAUGCAGGAAUAAGGCCGAGUUUUCGGACCGCAAGUCCAAGUCUUUGGCGGUUCUUGAGAAUGAGUGUGGUUUGAGUCACCUGCAGGAGCUACAUCUAUUCGCAAACACGCCGCAAGAGACGACAGUUGUUGGACAGCUGGAGGAGCCUUCGGUUGUUGGCUGAGUAACGAGGAUUGACCGAGCGUGUCAUUAAGAGUGGCAAGAUCUCACCGCGAAGCGAUAGAAGCUAAGCGGCGGAACACAUUGCAUGUCAUAUUAAUGGUUGAAGCUGGUGACAUGGCCUGCAUUGGCAAUGCAAGGCGAAACAGUUGCUGCAUGUUGCUUUUCGCUGCUACAUCGGCUGGAGUUGCUAUCGAGCAAGGUGCCGAAGGUACAGUUGCAGUACGUACUGAUGCUGGCUUUUUGUUGGAGUACUGCUAGUGUUAGGUGGUGUGGACACUCCGACAUUACGAGAUGGCGCAUGCCCAUCCAACCGUGCCGCAGAGCUCCCCCCACUUCAAUAGUCUUGAGGAUCGAGCCAUUCGUAGACGGAGGCUCUCCAGUAUGUCGCUCGUCGAAUAGUCUUGGCACGCGCUUGCUCGGCUGCGGCCCGCUCUUUCUGGCCAGCCUCGGCGGCCGGAGAGGCCCACAGCGUGCUCCCGUCGUGCUCAGUGGUCGCCCUUGGUCGCCGCCCGGCCACGGCGGGCCUUCGGCUACCCCUGGCCUGCAGCGGCGCCGGCCGGCCCGCCCCAGAGCUCACCGUGGGAUGCUGAGUGGGACGUCAGGUGCCCGGCACGCCUCGUCGUCGCAUGAUCCAUCCCAGGAGUCCUCAUCCAGCCUCCUCCGCCCGCCGUCCCCGCAGGGGUCGCGGGAGGCUUCCGCGGAGGCUCCCCGAGGCCCAGCAGAGGCCAGCAGC